This is a messenger RNA of Puma concolor (puma), 1659 nucleotides long. It is a transcript of the gene ASIC3, whose product is annotated as acid sensing ion channel subunit 3. Gene Ontology annotation, biological process: sodium ion transmembrane transport. Gene Ontology annotation, cellular component: plasma membrane. Gene Ontology annotation, molecular function: pH-gated monoatomic ion channel activity; ligand-gated sodium channel activity. Lineage: Eukaryota; Metazoa; Chordata; Mammalia; Carnivora; Felidae. The record is from RefSeq and is a predicted model, not a curated record.
AUGAAGCCCCAUCCUGGGCCAGAGGAGGCCCGGAGGCUAGCUUCGGACAUCCGCGUGUUCGCCAGCAGCUGCACGAUGCAUGGGCUGGGCCACGUCUUCGGCCCUGGGGGCCUGACGCCUCGCCGAGGGCUCUGGGCCGCAGCCGUGCUCCUGUCUCUGGCCGCCUUCCUCUACCAGGUGGCUGAGAGGGUGCGCUACUAUGGGGAGUUCCACCAUGAGACAGCCCUGGACGAGCGCGAAAGCCACCGGCUCACCUUCCCCGCCAUCACCCUGUGCAACAUCAACCCACUGCGCCGCUCGCGCCUCACGCCCAACGACCUGCACUGGGCCGGGCCCGCGCUGCUGGGCGUGGAGCCCGCUGAGCAUGCCGCCUUCCUGCGUGCCCUGGGCCGGCCCCCCGCGCCCCCCGGCUUCAUGCCCAGUCCCACCUUCGACAUGGCUCGACUGUACGCCAGGGCCGGACACGCCCUGGAGGAAAUGCUGCUGGAUUGCCGCUACAGAGGCUGGCCGUGCGGUCCCGAGAACUUCACCGUGAUCUUCACCCGGAUGGGUCAGUGCUACACCUUUAACUCUGGCGCGGAUGGGGCAGAACUGCUCACCACUCCCAAGGGCGGCAUGGGCAACGGGCUGGAAAUCAUGCUGGAUGUGCAGCAGGAUGAGUAUCUGCCCGUGUGGAGGGACAUGGAGGAGACCCCGUUCGAGGUGGGGGUCCGAGUGCAGAUCCACAGCCAGGAGGAGCCGCCCACCAUCGACCAGCUGGGCUUCGGGGCAGCCCCCGGCUACCAGACCUUCGUGUCCUGCCAGCAACAGCGACUGAGCUUCCUGCCACCACCCUGGGGUGAUUGCAGCUCCGCACCUCUGGACCCCGACUUUGAGCCGGAACCUUCUGGUCCCCUAGGUCCUCCCAGCCCCAGCCCAGGCCCCCAAACCCCCUAUAGUCUGAUGGGGUGUCGCCUGGCCUGUGAGGCUCGCUAUGUGGCUCGAAAGUGUGGCUGCCGAAUGAUGCAUAUGCCAGGCGGGGCGCCAGUGUGCAGCCCCCAGCAAUACAAGGACUGCGCGGACCCGGCGCUGGACGCCAUGCUGCGGAAGGACGCGUGCACCUGCCCCAACCCCUGCGCCAGCACGCGCUACGCCAAGGAGCUCUCCAUGGUGCGGAUCCCGAGCCGCGCCGCCGCCCGCUACCUGGCCCGGAAACACAACCGCAGCGAGGCCUACAUCGUAGAGAACGUGCUCGUGCUGGACAUCUUCUUUGAGGCCCUCAACUAUGAGACCGUGGAGCAGAAAAAGGCCUAUGAAGUGUCAGAACUGCUCGGCGACAUUGGGGGCCAGAUGGGGCUGUUCAUCGGGGCCAGCCUGCUCACCAUCCUUGAGAUCCUGGACUACCUCUGUGAGGUGUUCCAAGACAGGGUCCUGGGAUACUUCUGGAACCGGAAGCACUCCCAAAGGCACUCUAGCACCAAUCUGCUUCAGGAAGGGCUGGGCAGCCAUGGAACCCAAGUUCCCCACCUCAGCCUGGGCCCCAGCGCAGUGGUCUGGGUCUCACCAGGCCCCCCACCCCUCCCUGUGCCGUCACCAAGACUCUGUCUGCCUCCCACCGCACCUGCUACCUCGUCACACGGCUCUAGACCUGGCAUCUGUGUCUUCCGGGCUGCACCUUGA